Messenger RNA from Oncorhynchus kisutch (coho salmon), 3142 nucleotides. RefSeq names its product stathmin-like. The coding region runs from base 1689 to 2147 and encodes 152 amino acids. The transcript is spliced from 4 exons. NCBI's taxonomy places the organism in Eukaryota, Metazoa, Chordata, Actinopteri, Salmoniformes, Salmonidae. The record is from RefSeq and is a predicted model, not a curated record. Gene Ontology annotation, biological process: microtubule depolymerization; neuron projection development; regulation of microtubule polymerization or depolymerization. Gene Ontology annotation, molecular function: tubulin binding. Gene Ontology annotation, cellular component: neuron projection; cytoplasm.
CGAGCAGAAAAUUCGCGGCUAAAGUCUGGCUGCUGAGGAGGAGUUGGUUUCACUGUUUGUGAAGGUACAUUGACUCUGUCCACUGCUGAAAUGGCCUCUUCCUGCGGAGGCAAGUUGUGAUUGUUUUAAAAGCUGAAAAUAAUCAGUCCACUUAUCUUAGUGACCAGGUGGAAGCCAGUCUAAUGAGCUUCCACCAUAUGGUUUUCACCAGUCAUGUCUUCCCAUCAGUCCAGAUGAGAGAAUAUAUAUAUAUAUAUAUAUAUAUAUAUAUUUUUUUUUUACAGGGAGCCUUAAUUAAAUGUCUAGCGGCCCAAUUCUGUCUCUACUAGAGGUCAACCGAUUAUGAUUUUUCAACAAUUAUUGGAGGACCAAAAAAGCAGAUACUGAUUAAUUGGCCAAUUUUAUUUAUUUAGUUGUAAUAAUGACAAUUACAACAAUACUGAAUGAACACUUAUUUUAACUUAAUAUAAUACAUCAAUAAAAUCAAUUUGGCCUCAAAUAAAUAAUGAAACGUGUUCAAUUUAGUUUAAGUCAUGCAAAAACAAAGUUUUGGGCGUGCAAUAUGUGCUAACGUUUCAGUUCCUUGCUCAGAACAUGAGAACAUAUGAAAGCUGGUGGUUCCUUUUAACAUGAGUCUUCAAUAUUCCCAGGUAAGAACUUUUAGGUAGUUUAUUAUAGGACUAUUUCCCUCUACUAUUUGUAUUUCAUUAACCUUUCUUUGACUAUUGACUUUUCUUAUAGGCACUUUAGUUUUGCCAGUGUAACAGUAUAGCUUCCAUCCCUCUCGCUCCUCCCUGGGCUCGAACCAGGAACACAACGACAACAGCCACCAUUGAAGCAGCGUUACCCAUGCAGAGCAAGGGGAACAACUACUAGAAGGCUCAGAGCGAGUGACGUUUGAAACGCUAUUAGCGCGCGCUAACUAGGUAGCCAUUUCACUUCGGUUACACCAGCCUCAUCUCAGGAGUUGAUAGGCUUGAAGUCAUAUACAGCGCAAUGCUCUGACACUCAACGAAGAGCUGCUGGCAAAAUGCAUGAAUGUGCUGUUUGAAUGAAUAUUUACGCACCAGCUUCUGCCUACCACUGCUCAGUCAGAUGCUUGUAUGCUCAGUCAGAUUAUAUGCAACGCAGGACACGCUAGAUAAUAUCUAGCAAUAUCAUCAACCAUGUGUAGUUAACUAGUGAUUAUGAUUGAUUUGUUUUUUAUAAUAUAAGUUUAACUAGCUAGCAACUUACCUUGGCUUACUGCAUUUGCGUAACAUGCUCCUUGUGGAGUGCAAUGUGAGAGGCAGGUUGUUAUUGCGUUGGACUAACAAGGUGAAAAUCUGUCGUUCUGCCCCUGAACGAGGCAGUUAACCCACCGAUCCUAGCCCAUCAUUGAAAAUAAGAAUGUGUUCUUAACUGACUUGCCUAGUUAAAUAAAGGUGUGUAAAAAUGUAUUUAAAAAAUCGCCAAAAUCGGUGUCCAGAAAUACCAAUUUCCGAUUGUUAUGAGAACUUAUCGGCCAUUCCGAUUCAUCGGUCGACCUCUAGUCUGUACCCCCCCCCCCCCCCCCCCUUGAAUUGUUCGUAUCCCUGUCCUGAGUCCUCUUCCCUUGUUUGGAAGGCUUAGUAUUUCUGUUUGCACACAGACAAGUUCCCCAUUACCAUAGAAACCGCCAUGUUGGUGUACUUGUUUCAUUAACUGAAAUGCAUCAUUUGUCCCAUCCAGAUAUUCUGGUUAAGGAGAUUGACAAACGUGCGUCUGGCCAGGCGUUCGAGGUGAUCCUAGGAGCUCCAGCUCCAGACGCCAAGGGAGAGUUCCCCCUUUCUCCCCCCAAGAAGAAGGACCUGUCCCUGGAGGAGAUCCAGAGGAAACUAGAGGCUGCAGAGGAGAGGAGGAAGUCCCAUGAAGCGGAGGUUCUGAAACACCUCGCUGAGAAGCGGGAGCAUGAGAAGGAGGUGCAAAGGAAAGCCAUGGAGGAGAACAACAACUUCAGCAAGAUAGCGGAGGAGAAGCUUAACCAGAAGAUGGAGGCUAACAAAGAAAACAAGGAGGCCCUUCAGGCAGCCAUGAGUGAGAAGUUCAAGGAGAAGGACAAGAAACUGGAAGAGGUGCGUGCUAAGAAGGAAACCAAAGAGGGCGGUGCUGAGACAUCAGAAAACUGAACAGUUCAGUCUAUGGGGGAAUUGUAUACUAUAGGGUUUUUUACGUAUCCAAAGAUUGAUUUAUAUUUAGUUGAUGGCCAGUAUUUUUGUUCCCUGCCACCCACUUUAUGAAGGAAAUUAAGUUCUCCCCGUUUGUGAAUUUAGCUUCUCUGCUAUAAGUGUACUUGCUAUAGUUUUACAUGUGGAUAUUGGUCUCCUUGUUGCUUCUAUUCCACAGCUGUUUAAAUGUUACUAGCCUUCAAAUCCUCAAUUCCUUUCAAAUGGCAUUGGAGGAUAGGAUCCAAGGUAAUAUCCUUAUACCACCAAUGAAGCUUUGAGAGAUUAAUGAAAAGAGGAAGCAAGGAUUUGACCUCUAGUAACUAUUUCAUACACAGCCCAUUUCUUUGGAUAUGUAGCUUUUGUCAUUGCAGCUUCUGACCUAAUGAAAAUAGCAGUGUAUGUAGUUGUCCUUUAAGGAAGCAUGUGCUGUGCAUAGGCCCUCGACAUGAUCUCUCUAUUCCAUAGUGCCGCUUUGGAACAGUGUCCCCGUGUAUCUCACACCUGACUGUUCAUAGCACUUAUUGAUCACUGUUUGUUAACAUAUUGAUUGGUUUCACCUUUUUCACAACAUCAGGUGUCAUAUUGCAGCUUUUGCUGUUCAGAGAUCUGCUAGUCUUGUUCUUUAAAGAGCUAGGGCUGAUAUGGCAUCCUGAUCCUAUUACACUACCCAAAAGUAGUGCACUAUAUGGAAUAGGGUGCCAUUUCAGACACCCUACAUCUAAUCUUUGUGCCACUGCAGAUUUUAUGCAUUUGUAAAGUGGAGUUUUGUCUCAAAGCACAUGACUUAGUGCUGUUGUAGGGCAAUGAAGUAACUUUGCCAGACGUUUGAAUCAUCUAGGAUGUUACUGGAAGUGGGUCUACACAUGGAAUGCAAAAGAGGAACACACUUUGGAAUCUUAAUAGAUGUUACUAGUUGACUUAACUGUUGUACUAAAAAAUAAAAUUGUUACACGCCA